This is a messenger RNA of Vitrella brassicaformis, 8807 nucleotides long. Lineage: Eukaryota; Vitrellaceae. The record is from the annotation of a GenBank genome assembly.
CUUUAUGUGUGCCGUGGCUUCACACGUGCGGCCCUUCACUCAAAAGUCGCGUCGCCUGCGACAAUAACAUCAGCAGGUGAGGCAACACACCGCUGUCACAGAUCACACCAUGACCCUCCGAGGCGCUGCUUGUGGCUUCUGUUGCAGCCGACGGCGAGGCGGAUCUGCUGCUUCUUCCGCCUGUGUGACUAGAAGGCGCCGAAGACGUCCCUGCCGCUUCAUCGGCAUCUGCGCAGAGCGGUGUGAUGGACACGGCCGCAGUGCAGUCCACAUCGAAAGCACAGAGGAAAAGGGCCAAAAAGGUACACACGAGACGAGAAGGCACAGACACUCAUCGGGCAUGGGCAAGUGUGCUUGUGUGUGUGCGCAUCAGGCCAAGAAGCGUGGUGCUGCUCCUGAUGCGAGUCAGGAUGGUCGUGAGGCUGAUGAGGCAGCUCCAUCGACUGCAUCAGACAAACCACCUGUGGAGACCCGCAAUUCAGCCAUGGUCAAGUCGCUGCGGCCCGACAAGUCUGCACCUUUGGCCGAGCUCCUGGCGGAUGCAGCUCGCACCAGCAGCCUCAUCUUUUCACCAGAUGCCACUUGCCCAAUCAGCAUCGAGGCCAUCUUCAGCGACGUGCGACAGCUGGCAAACCACCAGAGUUGCAUAAGCACAUCUUACCAGCUGAGGUGGCUUCUUUGUAAUCGCGUCUACGAGGCAAUUCGCCUUGACAUGGUGUGGGAGGCCAGCAGGGAUGGGAGGCUCGACGUGUGCGUGAGGGCCGUGCGUGAGGCGGCUGAGCAGCUGGCGUCUGAGGCGUAUCUGCAGAGGGUGCUGUCGGUCAAGAUGUGGCGGUUUCUCGUGACCCUCAUCGAGGACGUUGCCAACCAGCUGGAGGUGAGCAAGGGAGGAAGCGGCAAGGAGCGUGGCUUCACUCAUGCAUUGCCAUUUCGUUGUUGUAUCGAUCAGGCUGAUUUCGAUUCGUUCGCCCAAGCCAUCAAGGCAAUGCGACCGUCUUCCAGGAGUUCAUCCAACCAGCCGACGAGACAACCAUCCGCCACCCCAGCCACCCGUCUCCCCAUAUUCCCCCCGGCCACCGACCCCGUCCAGCUGGUGCUACAGCACUCCCCGUCGCCCCACCACCGAUUCGCCGAGGCCCGUUUGCUCCCUCCUGACGGCCUCAUGAGGCUGCUGGAGCUGUUCCGACUCGACAAAGGGCCGAUCCCCGCAGCGGGCUCCUACACGUGGGACAUGUUCGUCGACGAGUAUGUGGCGGCUGACUGUGCACUGGGAGAGGGAGAUGGCCACAAGCGUGCUGGCUCAUUCACCGUGAGCGGCGCCACUGGCUCACUCGCGGCCCUCAACGGCAGCUAUGUCAUCCGCCCCACAGCCGAGGAGCAGGCGAGGCUCGUGGCGCCGCCAGAUGGUGCUGCUUUCGCCUACGUGGGCGAGGGGGUGGUCUUCGAGCGGCUGGUGGUCCCGAUCAAAGACACGCUGGAUGGGCCAAGAGGCGUGUGGGUGGCCUAUGAGCCAGCAACAGAGGCGCGAUCGACCCCUCGGCUGCUCGCCGUCGGUCUCCACAAAAGCGACAUACGACAUGGGUCGUUCGCAACGCACCCGGCCCUUCCAUCGCCCGCUUUCGAGACGGACCAGUGGUACACUGUUGAUGAUGGGGCUCGGCUCGUGAAGGUCGAUUUCAGCAUUUCGGCUGCCCUCCCACUCGACUUCUACGUCUGCCGCUCGGCCUUCAGUCCGACGGACCUUUUGUUGGUUGCGGCCCUUCUUCACUUUCGAGGCGCAUCGUUGAUGUGCACGGCCAUCAGCGAUUCUGCCGACUCUCUCGCCGAAGUGCCAGACACACAGCUGCUAGCGUACUACGUAUCCCCUGAGGUCAUGGAAAACCUUCCGCCAUCCGCACACAACCCUGAGCCCGUCACCGAUGUCGCCUCAGUGCGGCCCAUUACCGGUCCGAUGGGAGAGCGGUCUUUGUGUUUACGUGACGGUGAGGCAACCAUCCGUCGACUUGGCCUGAUGCGUUUGUCGGACGAGUGGACCACACGGCCCUUCACGCAGUGGCCCUUCAAAGCAUUGGCACUGCUGCCGGGUGGUGGCGGGAUGGUUGGGGGACGCUUCGAGGGCGGCCGUGUUGCUGUGGUGCGGCUGGAGGUCUCGGUCAGCACCAAAUGCGCCUUGUGUGACGCCCAGCCGGACGGUAGCACACUCGGCGAUAUGCCCCUCCUGCACGCGCUAUUUUCACCUGAGACCUCUGACCAAGACUUCGCAUAUUUGGACAAGACAGUGGGAGUGUGGACGCAGAGGGCGUCCUCAGAGGAGCCGAUCUGCGGCAAAUGCUGGUGUACGGAGUACGUCAUGACGUUGCUCUCAGGACGUGCCCAAGGGUACAUGCACACGCACUGACUGCCUUGAUGUUGUGGGAUUGUUGAUGUAUCCAUGGCUUCCUGUAUGCAGGAACGGUGCCUCAUCUGCCGCCUCGGACGACGAUGAUGCAACGGAUGCCACUCAUCCAGCAGCGGCCGCCGCUCAGCCCUCUGGGCAUGAAACAAGGCAAGAAGAGACCCACUGCACACACAUACGCGCUCGCAUUGACCUGGUGUCUGUCCUUCCUCCCCCUGUCAGUGUCAUGGCGGUUCGCGACUCCUUUCGUGACAUGCCCAACGUCCCUGCCAAGGACAAAUCGACACCCGCCCCCGCAACACCUUCUGCCACACCCGGCCACGACGAUUCCGACCAAGACGGGACCACUCGUUGUCAGGCACCGACACCUGCUGGGGCGGAUGAGGAGUCCAAAGGGACACCUCAGGCCGCGACAGCUGUUGUGGGAGCCAGUGGCCCUGUGAGCAUCGAGUCGGCCUUUGGCAGCACUCAGUACGUCAGGGGUCUGCUGGCGCGGGAGGGUCCAUGGGAGUGCGGUGUGGACCUGCGAGCGGUCUUUGAGGAACUCGCCCAGAAGCUCACGGACACUGCCUUCGAGCCUGUCUUCAGACUGAGACGCGUUAUCGUUGGCCAGGUCGGCGUGUCAGUGGAUUGUGCAUCUGCUGCACCGAUGGCUUCCACUCAGAUCACAUGGACGUACGUGUGUGCGUGUGUGCAGGUGUUGGAGUGUGUGCAGCUCGAUCAGCUGUCUGAGGGGCUGACUAAGGCCGGCAACAGCAGGCCCAUGGAGGCGACAGCUGCCAGCCUCCAGAAAGAGGCUGAGCUGGUCUCGUGCGACGGGAAGCAUCAGACACUCUGCUGUCGGCACUUGUGGUACAUCAUCGUUGCGGCCCUUGAGUGUAUUGCCGAGCAGAUGGAGGUCCGUUUCAUGCACAAACAGAUACGUGUGUGUCUGUAGCGAGCUUGGCUGACUGUAUGUUCUUCUCUGCCUGUCUGGCUGCCUCUGUGCUGUCAGCGUGACAGUGUGGCUUUCGUCAAGGCGAUGCAAGACAUCCGCCGCCGCCGCAUUCAAGAACAAGACGCCUCGAGCACAGCUGACGCCACCCUGCCGCCGCUCCCCGCCGCAGGCGACAACUUCUAUGACUUUGCCCGUCAGGCGGUGGCUACCCUGGUGCAGCAAGGGCCACCCGACUACACAUACCUGGAGACUCAUCUGCGGACAUUUGUCGACGACACUGUCGGCACAGCUGACCCGAUUCGAGAUCUGCUGUUUUUCUUCCGUCUCGACCAAGGUCCCCCGAAGUCGCCGACGCAGGGCGGCACAGAGAGGGAGUCUGCGUGGCACGCGACGUAUCGUGGCUACUUCGACCAGUGCCGCACCGUGGAUCCCACGGGCGGUCGGCGGCACGGCAGUCUCACUGUGAGCGGCGCGCCGGUCAUCAACGGCACCUACCUGCUCCGCCCGACAGAGGAAGAGCAGAAGACGCUGCUUUGGACUCAUCCGGAGACUAUCGCCUACGUGGGCAAGAAAAACGUAUUCAAGCGGCUGGUUUACCCGCGACCCGACGGCAACAUGGGGGGACUCUGGAUGGCACACUCCCCGUCCACGGCCGAUGGAACCAGGGUGCGCAUCAUCGCCUUCGGACCCUUCAAGGACGACUCAGUCAGCAACCGCAACCCCUUGCUCAGCCACCCCGCUGCGGCCAACCCCGCCCUCGAGACGCGCGAGUGGUUCGCUGUCGACCAGGAGGGGCACAUCAGCAGACUCGGUGGCGUCAAGAUGACCACCACUCUGCCGCUGACUUUCCAUGUGCCCCGAUCUGCCCUGGAAUGCGUAUCGAAGGUGGAGCGCAUUAUGCUGUCGGUGUGCAUUGGUGGGCCGACACAGCUGAGCCGCUGGCGUGCGAGUCGCUGUACGACUACUACACCCACUACCUGGCCGAGCGGGGGGUCAGCAAGGGGGCCGCCUUCCCCAUGGCCUUCUAUCUCGAUGCCCAAGUCAUGGAGCACCUGCCCACAUCGGCACGGCACAAGGAGCGGCUCACCGAUGCAAGUCAGCGGCAGUCGCAUGUGGCAUGCGUGAGCGACGCCGAGACCCUGCGGAUCAAGAGAGGAAUGGUCCGCCUGGCGGACGAGUACGUCACCAAGGCGUUCACAGAGUGGCCAUUUGCCGCCGUGCUGGCCCUGUUGGCGACGGGAUCGGCCGACUCGGUGUGCGUCCUGCGGGCCGAGUCGCGGACACAGACCUGUGGUCGGUGCGGCGAGCCGUGUGCGGGCAGCUCAGAGGGCCCAGUGGAUACCAUUCCUCUGGUGCACACGCUCGCCUUCGAUGACCUCAACGACGAGUUGGUUUUCAAUGCACACGCCCAGUACAUUCGGGCGGCGCCGGCGGGCCUGUGUGUGGAGAGUGCCACAGGGUCGCUCAUGUGCGGACCAUGCGCGCUGGAUCGCGUCGAGUCGGCGAAGAAGGAUCCAAUCAGGUGCGCGACGCGCAACCAGGGUCAAGUGUUUCUGUCCAUAUGUGUGUGUGUACAGGCCUGAUCUUACCCCUGUGGAUGUGCUGGCCACAUUCUCAAGCCUCCUGUCGCCCCCUUCCGACACGCAGACUGUCCCCUCGCCCCAACCGAAGAGUGCAUCGAGCAGCAGCACACCCUCCCGCAACUCGCCGGCCACCAGCAGCAUCUUCCGAGGCAUCUUCACGGCCAAGGACAAGACCAAACCCACACCACCCAAAUCGGCACCGACCGCUCCCAAGCCCAAGCCGACAUCCACCCAGCCGCCCACCCCGCCGAGCAAAGCCACACCCACUGUCACGGUUGAGUCCAUCCAUGAGGCCUUCCCCGACAUCGCCACCGUCACAUCAGGCACAGAGGGAGGCCAACAGCCCUCCAGUGAGACGCUGGCCGUCGUAAAGGCCUUCCUGCAGCACAAGGGAGGGGCGGUGGAGGGUGGUGGUGUCAGCUGUGUCGAGUCGAGUGAGUGCGAUGCGGCCCAGGUGCGGGAGACCUACCGCCGGGCCGUCAAGAAGUUCUUCAUGGACCACCGCACAGCACUGCAAAGGUCACCCAAGAGAAUAGGCAUCUCAACCAGUGGCUGACACGAGUGUCAUGCGCUCUGUGUGUGUGCAGCGAUCCGUCGGCCGUGUUUGCGCUGGGUCCGCUGCGGCAUGUGCGUGGCGAGUGGCUGCCCCAGUGGCACACGACGUUCGUCAGUGAGCUCAGCAAAGGCCAGCAGCUCAUGCAGAAGGAACUCGGGGCCGCCACCACUAGGGUCCCGAAAGGCACCAACGGGUGAGCCGGGCGGAGGGGAAGAGGCAUCGAUAGAGUGUCAUGAUAAUGUCGCCUGCUGUCCAUGUGUGCAGUACCUCGACGUCGCUGGCGGCAAUGGCUAUAGACGAGGAUCAGCUGAAGGAGGACAUACAGGCCGCCACGGCAGCGCUGCGACGUCACCCGUCGUCACGCCUGUUCCGGUUGCCGUAUCCUCAUCCCGACUACGCCCGCAUGUAUCAGGAGGGCCGGCCUCAUUCCAUCAGUGACCUGGAGAAGUGGGUGCCUGGGGUCGACAAGGAGGUGAGGGCCGCACACAUAUGGAUGUGGCGGGCUGUGCUGUGAGGUGGUUCAAUGUGCCGUCCUGUAUGUUUCAGAAGUACGGCUGGAGAUAUUGGUUGGACUACAUCUUUGAUAUAGCCUGCAGUGCGAUCGCAUUCGUCAAGUCGGGCUCGGUGCGCAGCCACUACCAGCAAGCAGCCAGCUCAAUCAGUUCGUCAUGGCCCCUCUGUCUUUCUUUCCUCUAUGUGCAGGAGGUUUCCGUGUCAGCUGCGGCGUUGGUUGCUGUCGCUACCCGCCUCGCGCGCCGCUAUAAUGGAGGUGUCUUUUCCUUCGGGCUGGACGAGCUGCUCUCGAAGGAGCUCGAAUCGGCAGUCGGCAACCUGACCAAUGUGGACCACGAUGCAGUCGAUCAGCUCAGCGACCUCGACCCGACCGAGCUCGCCCGUCUAUGGGAUUCAUGCAGGGAACACCAAUUCAUGCCUUGUGGAGAGGCGCUUGAGGCGCAGCCAGCGGCCAAGUGAGGGCCUCGCAGACAGGCAGACAGAUAGACACUUGCAGAGGCGUCGGUACGUGCUAUCUCUGCAGCCGGGGCCAGCCGUCCACUUCCACAGCAGUUGGGGCCUGCUCACAAGGGCCUUGAACACACUUGGGUAAGUAAGGUCAUACGAGAGGCGAUCGCACACAAGUUGCAUCCUCUAAACACUGUGGACAUCACCUGCAGCUCGGCGGCAUCAGUAUCGCCUCCCGAUGCCGCCACACGCACGGACACGCACACAGGAGACGCGACGACCGCACGCACACAGUGAACUGAGCGACAACGAUCCGCACCACGCCACACACUUAACCCUAUAUGUGUGUGUCUGUCAGGGAUGAGUCGACCACUCCCACUGCUGGCCGGCGCGCCCCCGAUGAGCCGCAGGCCGAGAUCGACAAACUGACAGACAAGUGUGCCCGACUGGAGAGGGAGCUCGCGGCCGCGCACGAGAAACUCAAGACGGCCGAGGACACACACACGAAGGAGAAGGAUGGACUCAACGGGACCAUCAAACGACUCCAAGACGAUGUCAAGAGGUGACCAGAGAGACGGGGGGGAAGCAGUUGAUUGACUGCCAUCCGUACGCCCACACCGUGUGUGGGAACAUGUGUGUGUAGGUUGACCAGUGAGUCGGCUGCGUCGAAGAAAAUGGCUGAGAAGGAGAGAAAGGCGGCCGACGCGCAGCGCAGCACUCUCGAGGAUAUCCUCAAAGACAAAGACAAACAAAUCAAACAGACACAAGAGACGUUAGCACCGACGCACUACACAGACGCGCCAUCCCUCCCUCCCUGUCUGUCUGUCUGUCUGUGUGCAGUGCUGACGACCGUGUGCGUCGGGUGAGCCAGCAGGUGCGCCAGGAGGCCGACAAGGCCGCCAAGACACAGACCGACACCGUCACCAAGCAGCACAGAGAGGAGCUGGAUGCUUUGCGUGGCGAGCACCGGUCGGCCAUUUUGGAGCUGAGGGCGCAGCACCGGAUGGCCAUCGAGCAGCGAGAGACUGAGGUGCGCGGGGAGGCCGACAGGGCCCUGGCCGACGUGACGCGCAAGAGGGACCAACUGAGGCAGCGGCUGAGGGAAAAACGACUCAGGUCAGCCGGCCAACCAGAGAGAGAGGGAGGGAGAGAAUACCAACGAGUCAGACGCUGCUGAUGUCAUGUGCGUGGUGUGUGCGCAGGUCAGCGCGUGUAGAUCAGGAGAAAGACGUCGAGUUGAGUCGGCUGCGCGAGGCGGAGGCGCCGCUGAGGCGGGAGAUACUCACGCUCAAACAACAGCUGUCGUCGGCACAACCACCACACAGGUCAGCAACCACACACACACACCGACAGCAGCCGUGCACCUGUCGUCUCGCCCUCAUUGUCUGUGUUGCAGUCGUGUCAGUACUGAAGGUAUGUCGUCUCUCGAUCUGCCGUCGGUGCGUCAGCUGCUGGAUGGCUUGACGUCUGAGCAGCACCGACUCACUCAGCUCCACCAGGCCGCCAUCGAGCGACAAAUACAACUACGCCACCAGCAGCAGCCCAACCACACAUCGCCCUCCUGUUCAUCAUCGUCAACAGCAGCAGCAGCUGUCCCCACCCACACCGCCGCGCCCUCUAUGCCCUUCUGUAUCAACAAUGGCUCACCACCACCACCACCAGUCAGUGGCAGCAGCAGCUCGCCACACGCAAACGGCCCCUGUGCUGCGCCAUCGUCCAGCAGCAGCAGCAGCAGUGGUGGUGUUGGGUCGAGUGUGAGCAAGUGCCAGCUGUGUCUCGAGAACCCGCCAGACAUCAUCCUGCUGCCCUGCGGACAUAAAGUGAGUCGAAGAGGAGAUGGCAGCGAGUUUGUAGUGAAGGUCUGUGUGUCGUCUGUGUGUGUCUGUCAGGUUGUGUGUCAGGAGUGUUUUGAGAAGUGGAUGGCUCCCAUGCCGACCGAAGACAAACUCUGCCCUGAACACACGUACGCAAUGCGAUCCAAUGGCUGGCAACCGGCACACACUGGGCAGCCCCCGUGUGUGUGUGCAAUGUGUGUCAGGUGUCGGCAGCCCUACUCCGAGGUUAGAUACAUUUUUGAGUGACCGAGUGAGUGAUGGAGUGAGUGAGUGAGUGCUGUCUUGAUGAGUCCGUAUUUAUUUAUCGAUGAGUGACAUUUAUGGCAAAAUGCGACGGAUGCGACGCGACAAGAGAGACGCCGAAAAGGUUUGUUUGCAGCCGAGUGAGUGAGUGAGUUAGUGAGUGAUCCACAUCCAUCCAUCCAUCGGCCGGUCGGUCCGUCUAUACGCCGCAGUCUGCGUACGUCAGUAGGUUAUGUUCGUGUGUAUGUGCAGCGUUUUUGUGGCCUCGCUCUUUAUGUGCUGUCUUGCUUGAUGCGAG